Hydractinia symbiolongicarpus is the source of this 1350-nucleotide messenger RNA. Its product is annotated as X-box-binding protein 1-like. The transcript is spliced from 3 exons. The record is from RefSeq and is a predicted model, not a curated record. Gene Ontology annotation, molecular function: RNA polymerase II transcription regulatory region sequence-specific DNA binding; DNA-binding transcription factor activity, RNA polymerase II-specific. Lineage: Eukaryota; Metazoa; Cnidaria; Hydrozoa; Anthoathecata; Hydractiniidae. The coding region runs from base 114 to 932 and encodes 272 amino acids. Gene Ontology annotation, cellular component: nucleus.
CACAAAAGUUUUUUUAAAAAAAAUCAAGAAGAUGAAAGUAUGAGGCUUACAACAGUACAUUUUUGCAGAGAAAAAGACAUUAACUGUAUUUUCGUUUAUUUAAAAAAUAAGAUAUGUUAGACGUUAGCUUUUUGAAAACGAAUAUAUUUAGCCUUGGCAAUGUGGACGCAAAAAAAGUUCUUGACUCGCUUGAGGAGGAUAACAUGAAUGGUUUUGGUAAUGAACAACCAAAAAAAAGAAGGAGAUUAGAUGACUUCACCCCUCAGGAACGGAUGGUUCGGAGAAAACUCAAAAACAGAGUUGCUGCACAAAAUGCAAGGGAUAGGAAAAAAGAAAGAAUGGAUCAGUUGGAAAAUAUUGUUUCUAGGCUGGAAGUUGAGAACAAAGAAUUAAAAAGAAGUAAUGAAGAGCUUCGUACCAGUAUGCACUACCUAAGUGAACAAAAUAAAAAACUUCGUGAAAAAUUGGGAAUGGAUGAUGGCAAAGUUGGAAAUGUGUUGGAAGAAUUAAAGACUGAAGCAACUUUUCCAUCCAAGGUUUUAACACCGGUCGUCCGGGAUUAUGAUCAUAUUGUGAUUAGAAAGAAAGAAGAAUCUGAGUCUGAGCAUGCAUCGCUUAGAAUUUCUCUGCCGCAGAAACUCCAGAUACUUUUUUUUUCCUUAAUCACGAUUUGGUUAACCAACCCCAGACUGACCAGUUACUUGACCUCCUUGGACAAGGCCAACCAAGAGAAAGCACUAAAAACAAUGCUUAUCAAAAAGUUGGAAUUAAAUUUGAGAAAGAAAUAUGGCAAGAAACAGAAGUCAAUACAGGCUUUGCUUCGAAUGAAUCUAGUGCCACUUUUUCAAAUAUGUCUGCAGAAGAAGAAAAUGAAUUAUUUGAACUCUGUGAGGAUAUCAAAAGUUUGGUGGGGGAAUCAGACAAUUUUAUAGUAGAUACAGACAACCUUAAGGUAUCAGAAGAUACAUUGUCAGAAGUAUGCCCUGGUGGGGAUGUACCAACUAAUGUGUUAAACUUUCUGGAUGAUACAGACUGUCUUGAUUGUCUUAGCGAUUACAUGAAAAGUGGUAAUUCCUUGGAGAACCCUUUAUCUUUAAUGGAUGACUUUUCAAUAAUCACGCCAACCGAUAAUUGGGACAAGGUAUUCACUGAAUUGUUUCCAUCUCUGCAAACAGUUUAGUUUGUUGUAAAGAAUACACAUAUACAUUAUACAUCCUUUCCUUGUUUUAUGUUAAAAUGACACACUGUCAUUAAGAGGAAUCCAAAUAUUUUUAUAUUUUCAAAAUUGUAAAUAUUCAUAUUGUAUAGAGAGAUUUAGCACUAACAAUAUAUUAACUUAUACAAUCUAAA